UAUAAAAUAUAUUUUAAUAUGAAUUAGUAACAGUUUAAACACAAAAACAUUCAUAUGAAAACAAAGAUGCUAAAGAGCCAUCAACUGUUUUAUCGAAAUUUAUUUUUAUAACACGACAGGCUUUGAAAAAGUAGUGAAUCUAAUGAAUGGCUAGCUUUAAUUUUAAAAAUUUGUUACAUUUCUACACGAAAACACGUUCCUUUACGCAUCAAUACAAUAUAGCAAGUUUUUUAGAAAGAAAAUUGUAAUGAAAACGGAAAAAAUAUUAUUUUUAUAGGAAAAAACUGACUGAAUGUGUAAUAAAAGUGCAUUCAAUUGUAGUAAUAGCCUGAAACAUUAUUUAGUUGCGAUCCAAUAAAAUAAUUUACUUUCGUUUUAAUUCUUAUAGGUAACCAAACGUUUCUGUCAAAAAUGACUUCUAAUCCAGUUGUCGAAUGACGUCAUUUUAUGUAAAAAAUUGUAAAUUCUAAUAAGUUAUCCUAUUGAUUAUAAAAUAAAUAUAAUAAUUCAUAAUUGUAACCAUGGCUGAUCCUAAAUAUGAAAAUCUUCCAGGCAUAGCUUAUGACCAACCUGAUGUUUAUGAGACCGGUGAUUUACCGGAGGCGGACCAGCCUGACCCUACAGAGGAGGAAGAGAAUGAAUCUAUUGAGCAAUUGCAUUUAUCUGUGAAAGAUUCUUUCAACAAAUUUAAAGGGAGAUUUUUAACUGGUGCUGUUGACUUUUCCGAUAGACUGAGCCGAAAAUCUCGAAUUGGAUACAGGGCUGGGGAAUGGGAACUGGCAGCUGAAGGAGAACCAGAAACGAUCCUGGAGCGGUACAAUAGGCUCCGUUGUGAGUUCUCAGAGUUACUUGAACAAGUGGCAGAGCAACAGAACAAAGCUACUGAGAGUGAAAAGGAUGAGUACACGAAGCUAGCUGUUCAAAUCAACUCAACAAAGAAAUUACUAGAGGAGUUAAAAUUGGAAGAGGGAGAACAAAUUGAUCCUAAAGCUGAGAAGUUAAAGGAAUAUUUAUCAAGUUCUAAUAAGAAGACGAAGCAGGGAGAGGUGGUGACUGCUCACCUGAAGCUAAAACCUGAAGUCAACCUGGCAUACACCACUCGGAUAGCACAGCUUGAACAUAGGCUACACAAGUUGGAGCAGGCAGCGGGAGUCAGAGACGAGGAAGCGUUCAGGAGACUGCAGGCAGCUACAGGACAGGCGACGUUAUGCGGUGCAGCGGCGUCGCUGGCAGCUCAGACGUCGCUGCUGCGGCCGGCCGAGCUGGCGGCCGCGGAGGCGCGCGUCACGUCGCUACUCACCAACGUGGAUGCUUUGAAGGCAGCUGUCAAACCCGCGGACCCUGAACUGGAUGCUAAGGUGAACGAGCUGUACAAACUGCUGAAGCAGAUAGAUGGUAUAUCACAUUCCGAGAUUUUGGAGCGCAUGGAGGCACUGGAAGCCUUGCACAAUCAGGCAAGUAACUUCGGUAAAUCCUUGACGGAGUUGGAAACCCUACAAACUACGAUAGCCAGUGGGGUGCAAAACAACAAAGAGUUACUACAGGGUGUUCAAGAAGUAUUCGCGCACAACGUGGACAGUGUCAACAAGGAGAUUAAGAAGUUAGACGAAAAGAUCUCGAAGCUGGCCGCGGCGUGAUGAGGGAGUCUCGUGUUGAUACUAAAUCGAGAAGCUUGUCGAUGAAAUUAGUCGAUUCUAGUGGUGCACCUCUAUUCUUUCAUUCUUAUCGAUUUAUUUGAAUCGAUUGCUGAAUGUACUUAAAUUAAUUUUUUCUUUAUUUUAAAAGAUUUAUUCCAUGAAAAUGUUUUUUUUCCUUUUCAGCUAAUUGAAUAGUGUAAAAAUCUGUUUUCUUUAUCUUUUGUGCAAUUUUCCGCAUUAAUUUUGUCGACAAACUUAUCGAUUUGAAACAACACUCGGUUUAAUGAAUGCUCUCGAAUGAUUACAAUGUUAUAAAACAAUUGUUUGAGAAUUACUUUAUCACCAUUUUGUAUGAUUUGCUCAUAAAUACGUGCUAUACAAUUGUUACCGCUACUUCUUGUAAAUAACGCGAAGCAACUAACUCUCUAUUUUAAAAAUCUGGUAUUUUAAUCACCAACUACGAACAAACCAAUAAAUUGUUUAAAAAUCAACUUAAAGAUCAUUAUGGUAGAGCUGCAAUUCUAAUGUUGGCUGUACGGAAGAUGUAAUUUGCAGUGUGCAAUAUGAAUGAUUGCGUUUAUGAAAAUAGUAUUAUUGUUAGUCUAAUUCUGAGUCAUCCAAACCUCUUUGCAAUGAAAGAACUAUCCCCAGUUUUGGGAAUAUAGCUUGUAUCCCAAUUAAGGUUAAAUACCUACAUUUUUAUUUUUAUAUUCCACCAGAUUUAUGACAUUAUAUUUAUUUCUAAAUAGUCAAGUCUUUAAUUCCUACUGACGUUCGUAGGAAUUUCAACUUAAUUUCGUUCACCAGUGCGUUUAUUUUGCGGUUACAUACAUAAAAACGUACGGCAUUUUAUACUAUGUAUUAUUGUUUCAAUUAUUAAAAGGUUCACUAAUUAAUUAACUCUUGUACGUUAUCUAUAAGAAUAGACUGCUUAAGAGAAUAUAAUUUAUUUAAAUAAAUCGAUUAUGUAGCUA
Molecule: messenger RNA, 2611 nt
Organism: Spodoptera litura
Lineage: Eukaryota; Metazoa; Arthropoda; Insecta; Lepidoptera; Noctuidae
Gene: DCTN2-p50
Product: dynactin subunit 2
Biological process (GO): microtubule-based process
Cellular component (GO): dynactin complex
Source: RefSeq, a predicted model, not a curated record